AUGACGCCCGCUCCGGCCUUCUCCGUCGUCGUCCGCAGUGAGAACAUCAACAAGCCGUGGUGGACGACCUUUUGCGGCUCGGCCGUGGGCCACUGGCAGGGCAGCUACGCCGCCUUCAGCCCCAUGUCCGGGCAGCCGGAACUGCUCGGCUACGGACCAGACCGCGAGAAGCAGUUCGAGAUAGAGACGCGGGUCCUCGAGGUCCGCCAGGUGUCGGGCGACGGCGCCACGGACCGCCUGGCGCGCGCCGUCUUCCGGGGCGGCGACGCCGCGGCGCUGCGGGACUCGGCGGACGCCGCCGCAACGCACUUCACGCGGAACCCCGACUCCCUGCCCGAGCCGGGGUCCGCGGACGCCCCGGCCCACCUCGACGACGUGGCGACCAUCAACGCCGCCGCGGACGGGCUGCUGGUCUUCGAGGAUGGGUCGUACAGCAACGGCCCGUACGACCUGCUCGCGGGGCUCGAGGAGGCGCGCGGGGGCGAGGCGGGCGGCGCGGAGCCCGGCGAGGGCGCGGGCGGCGAGGGCGCGGGCGGCGAGGAGGCGACGUCGGACCGGGACGCGAUGGCGCGGCUGCAGGAGUGGGACGUGGAGCCGGAGCCGACGUGCGUGGUGGUGGUGGAGCAGUGCGUGUGCCGCGGGGCGAAGGACCGCGUGCGCGUCGUGCUGACGCUGGAGGCGGGCCGCGAGAGCGGCGGCGAGGAGCUGAGCGUGAUGCCGCUGCGGCUCACGGCGCACCGGGAGGUGUGGGCGGGCGGGCCGUCCGCGAAGCACAAGUCAGACGUGCUGGAGGUGCCCAAGGUGCUGUCGGCGCCGCGGAUGACGACGAAGGACAUCGAGGGGGAGUGGGCGGUGUUUGAGCAGCAGGGCGUGCCCGUGGACGACCCGCUGGCGUCGAUCAACCCGUACGCGACGGACAACGAGAAGAUCUGGGCGUUCUCGACGUGCGAGACGCGGCAGACGUGGGGCGUCGGCGCCGCGGGGGGGUUUGACAUCUCGGAGGACGACGACGAGGUCGACGGGGCGAUGCUGUGGCUCCCGAGCAGGAUCCUCGUCGUGCUGCGGAUGGUGCCGGACGUGCCGAUGUGGACCGAGGACGGCUCGGAGCCGCGGGCGCCGGAGGAGGGUGCGCCGCGCGGGCUGCAGGUGUGCAUGAUGUGGCUGUCGGACACGGGCGAGGUCGCGCAGGUGCGGCGGGAGUACGACAGCAGGGGCGUGCUGAAGUGCGUGACGGCGAGCUCGGCCGUCAAGGGCUGGGUCGGCGGCCGCAUGUAG
Pedinophyceae sp. YPF-701 is the source of this 1275-nucleotide messenger RNA. The record is from the annotation of a GenBank genome assembly. NCBI's taxonomy places the organism in Eukaryota, Viridiplantae, Chlorophyta, Pedinophyceae.